Messenger RNA from Peromyscus eremicus (cactus mouse), 1049 nucleotides. Its product is annotated as olfactory receptor 5A2. Gene Ontology annotation, biological process: G protein-coupled receptor signaling pathway; sensory perception of smell. Gene Ontology annotation, molecular function: olfactory receptor activity; odorant binding; G protein-coupled receptor activity. Lineage: Eukaryota; Metazoa; Chordata; Mammalia; Rodentia; Cricetidae. Bases 1 to 960 code for a protein of 319 amino acids. Gene Ontology annotation, cellular component: membrane. The transcript has a single exon. The record is from RefSeq and is a predicted model, not a curated record.
AUGGCUGGAGGAAGAAACAACACAGCUGUGACUAGAUUCAUCCUCCUGGGGUUUUCAGAUCAACCUCAAAUGAAGGUUUUCCUUUUCAUGCUCUUUCUGGGGAUUUACCUUCUGACCCUGGCCUGGAACCUGAGCCUCAUCACCCUCAUCAGGAUGGACACUCACCUCCACACACCCAUGUACUUCUUCCUCAGUAACCUCUCCUUCUUAGACAUCUGUUAUUCAUCCUCUACGGCCCCAAAGAUGCUUUCUGACAUCAUCACAGAUCAGAACACUAUUUCCUUUGUUGGGUGUGCCACACAAUACUUUGUCUUCUGUGGAAUGGGGCUGACUGAGUGCUUGCUCCUGGCAGCCAUGGCCUAUGACCGGUAUGCUGCAGUCUGCAACCCACUGCUCUACAUGGCUCUCAUGUCCCAUACUCUGUGUUUGAAGUUGGUAGCUGGUGCCUACAUGGGUGGUUUCCUUAGUUCUCUGAUUGAAACAUCCUCUAUCUACCAGCACGAUUUCUGUGGGCCCAACAUAAUCAACCACUUCUUCUGUGACCUUCCUCCAGUCCUGGCUCUGGCUUGCUCUGACAUCUUCACCAGCCAGGUAGUGACCUUCAUUUUGGGUGUUGUUGUGGGAGUGAUGUCUGUCCUGGUAGUCCUCAUCUCUUAUGGAUACAUUGUUGCUGCUGUCCUAAGGAUCAGCUCAGCUAAAGGUAGGACCAAGGCCUUCAGCACCAGUGCAUCUCACCUGACUGCUGUGACCCUCUUCUAUGGCUCUGGUCUCUUCAUGUACAUGAGACCCAGUUCUAGCUAUUCCCUCAGCCAAGACAAGGUGGUGUCUGUAUUCUAUGCUGUGGUUAUUCCCCUGGUGAACCCUAUCAUCUAUAGCCUCAGAAAUAAGGACAUUAAAAAUGCAAUAAGGAAAGCUGUCGAAAGGGACUACAUGCUUUCUCAUGGGCAUUCAUUUUUCUGACACUGGGUGUUAUUUACACGAAGAUCUGAGUGGCUCAAUGUUGCAGCAAUUUAUGUAGUUUUGACUACUUGAUCUUCAACACGAUUUGA